AUGGACACAUUCGCAGCAGAACCCGUCAAUCAGCCAGCCAAGGACCUCGAGAUGUCCGAAGCCGCUCCGGAAACUAUUACCGCCGCAUCUUCGGCCGCCAAUGGCGAUGUCGCAGAGCGGGCGGCACCAGCAGCACCAUCCACCACCAGGGUAGAAGGAGCAGCGCAAGCCGCUGAAGAAAAGGGAGGCGAGGAAGCCGACGUAGAAUCCGCCGGUCCAGCCGCAGAGGGCACCGCCUCCGAAGAACCCAAAAUCUCAAAGAACCAGCUCCGCAAGAUGAAGCGCAAAGCCGCGUGGGAAGACGGCCGCGAAGACCGCAAGCGCAAACGCAAGGACAAGCGCCACGACAGACAAGUCGCCCGCCGCGAAGAGCUCGCCGCCGCCGUAGCCGAAGCCGAAGCAAAAGGCAUCGACCCGUCCACCGUCACUAUCCCGCCGCGCCGCAAGGUGCCCCGCGUGCCCCCGACGCAGGUGCCCAUCACCCUGAUCCUCGACUGCGCGUUCGAAAAGUACAUGCUCGAAAAGGAGCAGGUCUCGCUCGCGAGCCAGAUCACCCGGUCCUACUCGGACAACCGCCAGUCGCGGUACCGCGCGCACCUGUACGUCAGCUCGUACGGGGGCCAGCUCAAGGAGCGGUUCGAGGGCACGCUGGGCAGCCAGCACGUGCACUGGAAGGGCGUGAAGCUCGUCGAGGGCGACUUUGUCGCGGCGGCCAAGGACGCGGACGAGCUGAUGAAGGGACCCCGCGGCGGAAAGAUCAUUGACGUGCUGAAUCCCACUGAGGAAGACGGCACGCCCACGAAGAAGCCCGCCGUGUUUAGAGACGUCAUCCACGACUCGCCGAACCCGGAUCCCGAACCCGAACCCGCGGACGAGCUCAAGAACAUUGUCUACCUCUCCUCCGACUCCGUCAACACCCUCGACCGCCUCGAACCCAACACGAGCUACGUCAUUGGCGGUCUCGUAGACAGAAACAGGGAAAAGGGCCUGUGCCACCGCCGCGCGCGCGAGAUGGGCAUCCGGACGGCCAAGUUGCCCAUCGGGGAAUACAUGAACCUGUCGAGCCGGAGGGUCCUUGCAACGAACCACGUUGUGGAGAUUAUGCUCAACUGGCUCGAGACGGGCAGCUGGGCCGAGGCGUUCCUCAAGAUUAUACCCAAGCGCAAGGAGGCGAAGCUGAAGGAGGAGGGCGCUGGCAGUGCCAGUGGUACACCGGCUGCUCAAGGGGACGGCGAAGGCGAGGGCAAUAAUGUUGAGGAUAGCAGGUUCGAGGAAGAGAAUGAUGAGGAUGUAGAUGUGAACCAAACCAUCACGGAGACCGUGGCGGCACCUGUAUCAACAGAGAUGGCUCAGGAGAGUAGCAAGACGGAAGUGAGUACAUCAUAG
Molecule: messenger RNA, 1386 nt
Organism: Colletotrichum acutatum
Lineage: Eukaryota; Fungi; Ascomycota; Sordariomycetes; Glomerellales; Glomerellaceae
Product: guanine-1-methyltransferase-domain-containing protein
Exons: 1
Coding region: 1-1386 (461 amino acids)
Biological process (GO): tRNA N1-guanine methylation
Cellular component (GO): nucleus
Molecular function (GO): tRNA binding
Source: RefSeq, a predicted model, not a curated record